AACAGGUUUUCCUUCUGUUUCGAUAAUAGUUCCGCCCUAGUGCAACUCCAUACAUGGGUCCCCCCCAGCAGUAUUCAGUCCAGCCACCACCUGGUCCAUUCUAUUCAGGACCAGGUCCUGGUGACUUCACUACUUAUGCCUCAGAAACAAGGCGCAGAGGGUGGCCCCAGUCAGGAGUUCAGCCACUGUGUGCACCAUCCUAUUACAGUCAACCUGUGUAUUCGCCGUCUGCACCUCUGAUAGUGCCUACACAACCGCCACCACCUCCAACAAAGAGGGAAAAGAAAACGAUUAGAAUCCGUGAUCCAAAUCAGGGAGGCAAGGACGUCACUGAAGAAAUAUUGUCAGGUGGAGGUGGAAGCAGAAAUCCUACACCGCCUGUAGUGAGACCAAGUUCCACGCCGACUCCACCUCAGUUUUUGUGUCCACACCCUCAUUAUCCUCACCUCUUGUACCUCAAAUCCCAGCAGCUACCCAGUCAGGUUGCAGAACAUGGACCAGUUUUCGGAACUGCAGAAAAUGCUCACGUUGCUCCAAGUGUGGAUUUCAAGCAAGUGGGGCGAACUGAAGCUGCUAUAACAAAACUGAAAGCAGAAGAGAAACCAAAGCAGGAGCCAAUGGUGAAAAGUCCUUCACCAGAUAGAAGAUCAGAAACUAUUUUAGAAAGUAAAGACAUAGAUGGAGAGCCUCCUGAUUCUGUCCCUUUACAAGUGGAGGAGGAGGUGGAAGAAGAAGAAGAGGAGGAGGAGGAGGUGGAGGAAGAGGAGGAAGAAGAAGCAGCACCAACAGUGGAAUUUACUACUAACGACUCAAUUUUUCCAACUUUGGAUUCUGUGGAAGAAUCUGAACCAUUCAUUCCUAAGGAAGAGCAGAACCCUGUACCUAACUUAUGUUUGCAUGGGGAAGUAGAAGAGGAUAAACAGGAAGAGCAGGGCAGUGAAAACCUAUCUGGAAAAGUGAUUAUUGCUUCAGCUAACGAAAUUAUAGUGCCUGCUACUAUUAACACAAAUCAAGAUGUGAAUGGCAUGGCAGGACAAGAAGUAACACAAAGCACCUUAGAAAGUCUGUCACAAGACCUUCCUACACUCUCCACUACAGUGGAGAUUCCAGACAUCCCUCGGACAGAAGUGGAGAUAACACCUUCCCCGAUUGCUGUUUGCACCAAUCUGGAAGUCACAGCAGAGGAAGAGAACAAGGAGGAAACUCCUAUUAGUGAUGACAGAAAUCAGGAUAUGGAAAGCAAAGAAUCCGCUGAAGAGGAGGAGAAAGAGGUAGAGGAAAAUGAAUCACAACAAUUAAACUCCAAAAAAAGCCCAGAGAUUGUGUAUGUCCCGCUAUCUCUUCCUGCACCAAAGAUGCAGAAGAAGCCAAAAGAGCUGAACAGGCUGGAAGAAGAUUUGUUAGAGAUCAGUGAAAAGCCUAAAGUCGAAGAAGAAACUGCAGUUGAAAAUGCUCCUGAACCUGAACAAGAUCAGUCAAUUCCAGAUGCAAAUCUGGACGAAGACUUUAACAUUAAAAAACAUGAAGUGGAAGAGAAUGGGGAUCAGGACCUAGAACCUGAACAAAAUGGUUCAGAGUCUGUUUCAGAAAGUGAAAGUACUGAGGCCAACACCAAAGAAAGCCCUGAUGACAACCUAGUGUCCAGCUUCAAGGAAGAACAAUGGAAAGUGCUGAAUCAGGAGGGAAAGAAACGAUAUGACCGGGAAUUUCUCCUUGGAUUCCAGUUCAUUGCAGCCAGUACACAAAAGCCAGAUGGUUUGCCAGCAAUUAGUGAUGUUGUUCUUGAUAAGAUCAACCAGACCAAACAAAUUGUAAGACCUUUGGACCCCUCACGGAUGCUGCCCCGAGGCCCCGACUUCACACCACCCUAUGCAGAUUUUGGAAGGCAGCCACAAAGUGGGCGAGCAGGAACAGUGUUAAGUGUUGGACCAAGGAGGUCGCAGCACGGGCAAAGGAGAGAACCAAGGAAGAUUAUUACAAAUAUAACUGUGAAUGAUGAUAUCCAACUGAAGAAGUCAGAGAAUGCAUGGAAACCAAUAUUAAAAAGAGACGAUAUUUCUGAAGACUCUGAUGUGCAAAAAACACAGGAAUUAUUCCGACGAGUAAGAAGCAUUCUGAACAAGCUGACACCACAAAUGUUUCAACAAUUGAUGAAGCAAGUUCAGGAGCUGACAAUUGAUACAGAGGAGAGGCUGAAGGGAGUUAUUGACUUAGUUUUUGAAAAAGCCAUCGAUGAGCCUAAUUUCUCAGUAGCAUAUGCCAAUAUGUGUCGCUGUCUCACAAUGCUGAAGGUCCCAAUGUCAGAUAAGCCAGGGGCUUCAGUAAAUUUUCGUAAGCUGUUACUAAAUCGUUGUCAGAAAGAAUUUGAGAAGGACAAAGCCGAUGAUGUCGUCAACGAGAAGAAGCAGAAAGAGAUUGAUGCAACUGCUAAAACAGAAGAGAGGUCCAGACUUCAAGAUGAGCUAGAAGAAUCCAAGGACAAGGCUCGAAGAAGAUCAAUUGGAAACAUUAAAUUUAUCGGUGAACUAUUCAAACUUAAAAUGCUGACAGAAGCAAUUAUGCACGACUGUGUUGUGAAACUACUAAAAAACCAUGAUGAGGAGUCAUUAGAAUGUUUAUGCAGGCUAUUGACCACAAUCGGCAAAGAUCUCGAUUUUGAAAAAGCAAAAAGAUGGUCUCCAAAGAUGGAGAAAGCUGGCAGAAAUUUUGAGGAGGGUUCAUGCUCUAUACUUGUGAAAUUACUCACAGUAUCAGAAACACUUUUGGUGUGGAGUGGAUCUUGUGGAGGCAUCACUGCUGCAGUGGAAUUAGAAUCAGUCACUACUUCCGAUAAUCCUCGCAUGGACCAGUAUUUCAAUCAAAUGGAAAAGAUUGUGAAAGAAAGGAAAACAUCAUCUAGAAUACGUUUUAUGCUUCAAGAUGUGAUAGAUGUGAGAAUGAAAAAUUGGGUAUCACGUAGGGUUGAACAGGGUCCGAAGACCAUUGAACAGAUCCAUAAAGAAGCACAGAUUGAAGAGCAGCAGCAACAAUUGAAGGUUCAUCAGCAACUAUUGUCUAAGCAAGACAAAAGGAGAACAACUAGUGGACGACCCACAGAAGAAGCCUGGAACACUGUUCCAGUGUCUAAGAGCAGCAGGACGAUAGACCCCAGCAAGUUUCCAAAAAUCACCAAGCCUGCCACUGAUGAUAAAAUUCAGUUGGGACCAGGAUGUCGAUUAGGUAGCUGGGGUAAGGGCAGCAGUGGAGGAGUGAAAACUAAUGAAACUGAACCACCACGAACAACAAGUUUGAAUAGAUUCUCUGUACUACAGCAGCCUACCCCUCCUUCUGAUUCAGAUGCACGCAGGACACUACCUAGUAGAAGCAGUACUGGAAGGGAGAAGAACGAUAAGCCAACUCGGCCAGCUAUCACACGAGUGAGCAGUAACAAGGAGUUGCUUGAUGAUAGAGCACGAGAAGAAGAGAAGAGAGAAGUCGUUGAAAUUGUACAGCAAACCAUAGGUACCUCUGAGGACAAGAGUAUUGAGGUCGACAGAAACCGGACUAAGGAAAAUGUGAAGCCUGAAGUAUUUCCUGCUGAUGCUUCAUGCAGAGCUGAUCUGUCUGAAGAGGAGAUGGAGAAAAAAUCAAAAUCGAUUAUUGAUGAAUUUUUGCACAUUAAUGAUUAUAAGGAAGCAGUCCAGUGCGUAGAUGAAUUGAAUUCACUGAAUCUACUCCAUGUCUUUGUGAGAGUUGGUGUGGAGUCAACAUUGGAGAGAAGUCAGAUAACAAGAGAACACAUGGGACAGCUUUUCUACCAAUUGAUACAGACAGAAAAGCUACCCAAGGAUGAAUUUUUCAAAGGGUUCUUAGAACUCUUGGAAUUGGCAGAGGACAUGGCCAUUGAUAUACCACAUAUAUGGCUGUAUCUAGGUGAACUUGUGACGCCCAUGUUACAAGAAGGAGGAAUCUCUAUGAGAGAAUUAUUUACAGAACUUAGUAAACCUUUACUUCCUGUGGAGAGAGCAGGGGUUUUGCUUGCAGAAAUUUUGCACCUUCUAUGCAAACAAAUGAGCCAUAAGAAAGUCGGGGCCUUAUGGAAAGAGGCUGGCCUAAAUUGGAAGGAUUUCCUAACUGAAGGACAGGAUGUCCAGCAAUUCAUUAGUGAUAAGAAAUUGGAGUUUACUGUAUCAGAUGUUUCUAGUCCUACUGAAGCACUUUCAAAAAUGGAACUCUCUGCUGAAGAACUGAACAAGUGGCUAGAAAAGCUUAUUAUCGAAGACCGGGCUAGCAAUGAGCAAAUCUUUGACUGGGUAGAAGCUAAUUUAGAUGAAUCACAGGUUGGGUCAUCUACAUUCCUUCGUGCUUUAAUGACAACAGUAUGUAGAUCAGCUAUUACAGGGGAAGGAGCUCCAAGUCGAGUGGAUGCAAAUGUUAUACAACAGAGAUUGCGAUUAUUACUGAAGUACCUUAACUCCGAUACAGAAAGAGAAUUACAAGCACUUUAUGCACUACAAGCAUUAAUAGUAAAACUUGAUCAACCCCCUAACUUGUUAAGAAUGUUCUUUGACACUUUGUAUGAUGAGGAUGUUAUAUCUGAAGAUGCAUUCUACAAAUGGGAAAGUAGCAAAGACCCAGCAGAGCAAAACGGCAAAGGGGUAGCGCUAAAAUCUGUCACGGCUUUUUUUACAUGGCUAAGAGAAGCUGAGGAAGAGUCAGAAGAUAACUAAAACAAAACAUGUCUUCGCCAAUCAAAGUGCAAAAAGGCCAAUCAUCGCAACAAAUAUGCACAGAUAUACAGUCAGCGAUCAUGAUGAAAAUUAUGGUACACGCACGUAAAGAAAAUCCGCGGUGAUGUUAAAGAACCAUGGGUGGGAGCACUAAAAAAAUGUAUUAUUUAUAGAAAAUAUUUUUGUUUUAAAUUUUAAGCUUUUUUGUUAUUUUUAAAAGGACAGAUGGUUCCACUUUUCUGUGCAGCAAAAAAAUAAAAAAAAUUGAACACUUUAAUUUAUUUUUAGAACUGCAACAGUUAUGUAAUUUGAGUUUGCAGUUACUGUAAACAGAAUGUAACAUAGAGAAAAGCAACCCAAACUCGUGCCCACAAGGCCAUUUUAAACAAAUAUAGGGCAUCAAAAUUUAGUAUAUGGGCAGAGGUUAACAAUGAUGGCUGAAAGUAGUAAUAUGUACCAGUAAUUCUUCCUGCCUGCUUCAGCUUGCUCCAGAAAUGUACAUAACAUUCAACUGGAAGAUGAUGCUCCCCGAAUUUCCAAGCCGUACAUUAUGAACUGCAGAACAUGGAGAACUUGUACAAAAAAAUUCAACUUGAGGAAGUGCUUGUAAUACUUUCAAACUAUAGAGCUACUCAAAAGCUUGUAAAUACAUAAAGAGAAAUAUUUAAAAAAAAGAUGACUCGUUACUAUCUUUUCACUUUCAAAACUAAAUAAAAACAGACCGUGCAAGUUGAAAAAAAUAAAUACAAACUACUGUUUAUUUGAGAAUUCAUGAUCACAAGACUGGUUCUACGUAAGUUUGCAAACUAGUUUGACUUUUUUUUGUACUUUGUUACCUCAUUGUAUUAUAUGAUGCAGGGCAGUGGAUGCAAUGCCCAUUCUUGUGACAAGUUGUAUCAAAUGGCUGGCUGACACUAGUCAAUUAUUGAGAUGUGGCAGAAGGUUUUUUUGAAAAAAUACUGCACAAAUGAAGAUCCUUUCUCCUUACAAACUUUCAACCAUUGGUUUGAGAUGCCUGUCAGAGCUGUCGUUGUGAAAGAAAAGGUCAGAAUAUUUGAAAUAAAGAGUUACGUUUUCCAAACACACAUGCAACCUUUCACACCAGCUGCUUCCAUUGAUGCUAGUUGCAGCAAACCGAAAAUAUUAUCGUGUGAAACAGCACUUUUCCGAAAGUUAUGUGGUUUAUCUCAUGAGUUGCUUGUUUGAUUUAAACAUGGUCUCAAAGAUUAAUACUACAUUUUAUUUGUACCAGUUUGUGCAUUUUUUUUUGAGAAUUGGUUUUGGAAGCUUAGCAUAAUAUGGAUCAGCUAGUGAUUUUAAAACUUGCUUCAUUGGCAAGAUGGCUUUUGGAAUGCUUAUGAAGAUAAUGUUCCAGACUGUGAGAUGCCAUUAAAUAACUGCAUAACUUGAAUUAAAUCAAUUCUAGGCUGGUAAUAUAUAAUGGAUUGGAAUUUUUUUUCUGUGCUUUCAAUAUCCAUACAUAUCUAUUCUGAAUUAGAGAGGUCUCACUUAAUUCCCCCAUUGUGUAAUUAGAUGGGCUCACUAACACUAAAACCUUGGUUUAAUAGGCAUGAGUGUCAAUGCUGAUUUUAUGUCAGUAACAAGAUGACAUCAGCCUCAGUUGCUGUCUGUAUACAUCAUAGAUUGAAAUGUGUGCACAUCCAAAAAGCUGGAUUGGAUCCAAAACCUGAAUUAUUCUAAAGAUAUGACCUGAAGAAGUGGUAAACAUCAAUGUAAGGAUAUAAACAACAUUCACUGUAUUAAUAUGGAGACAACUCGUGUCUGUCAGUCACCUUGGGUACAGAUUUGAAAUACAAAAACAAUAGAUAAGAGAAUUGAAUUUGCAUUCUUAUGAUGUUUCAAGACCCUAAAAUUUGGAUUCAGGAAGAGCAUUACAGAAUGGUGACUGUCUCAUUGGUGCAAGACUUAUGUUUAUGCACUAAAUUAUUCUAUUAUAUGGAUUUUGCUAGGUAUUGGUUAGGCCCAAGUGCACAUUAAUAAAAAUCCAACUAUGGUUCUGUGUCAAAACUUGACCUUUACAAAUGCUAA
Messenger RNA from Chiloscyllium plagiosum (whitespotted bambooshark), 6758 nucleotides. The record is from RefSeq and is a predicted model, not a curated record. Lineage: Eukaryota; Metazoa; Chordata; Chondrichthyes; Orectolobiformes; Hemiscylliidae.